AUGACUGAAGAACAAGUACAACCACAAAUCAACCCAGAAGAACCACAAGUUAAUCCAGACGAACCACCUAAUUUCAAUAUUGAAUCAGAGGCUGAUGUUGAACCAUUAGUUCUUCAAUUAAAAGCUUUUCUUGAAAAACAUGACCUUGAUGUUUCCGUUAAGUUUAAACCAAAGAAGAUGAGAGGAUCAACUUCCUUGGUUGAUGGAGAUGGACUUAAAACAGGAGAAGUUAAUAUUCCAGCAGACUUUAAAAUCACUGGUAAAGAUAAUAAUGGUAAAGAUCUUGGACAUGGUGGAGAUGAUGUAAAAGUUAAAGUAAUUGACCCACAAGGAAAUGAAGUUCCAUGUGAAGUCAAAGAUAAUGGUGAUGGAACUUAUGAUGUUGGUUAUACUCCAGUUGUUCCAGGAAUGCACAAAAUUGAAGUUGUUGUUAAUGAUGAACCAGUAGAAAAUACUCCAGUUGAUGUACUUGUCUUUGAUGAAAUUCCUGAUGCUCUUAAUUGUACUGCUGAAGGAGAAGGAUUAGAAAAUGCAGAAACAAAAACACCAGCACCAUUUAAGAUUGUUACAAGAAAUAGAGCAGGUGAACAACUUAAGAAAGGAGGACAAAAAUUCAAUGUUACAGUUCAAGGACCAACUAUUGCUGCUGAAGUUACUGUUAAAGAUAAUGAAGAUGGUACCUAUGAUGUUGAAUAUGUUGCUAAAGAACCAGGAAAACAUCAUAUUGAUGUUCAAGUUGAAACACCAGUUACUCCAUCAGAAGGAGAAAAGAUUAAUCCAGAUAAUAAAGAAAUGAAAAGUAUUAAAAAUAUGCCAAUUGAUCUUGAAGUUAAACUUAAUCAUGAAGAUGCU
This is a messenger RNA of Entamoeba dispar SAW760, 852 nucleotides long. Its product is annotated as actin binding protein, putative. Gene Ontology annotation, biological process: actin cytoskeleton organization. The record is from RefSeq and is a predicted model, not a curated record. Gene Ontology annotation, molecular function: actin filament binding. Lineage: Eukaryota; Evosea; Mastigamoebida; Endamoebidae. The transcript has a single exon. The annotation marks the transcript as partial.